CCAAAUAGCAGGCACAAUUACAUAGAGCAAUGAAAAAUUUAUAAAGGUUACAUUUUUUGGGUAUAUCUGUCCUUUAUACUAGAAUGUGUUUAAUAAAAUACAAUGCCGCGUAUUGGAGCCCUGUGUAAUAUUAGUGUAUUAUUAAAAAAACAAGAAAAUACAUGGACGCAAGGACAGGAGCCACAUGACGAUAUAGGGAGCUAUGACUAUGACAAACAAGACCAACAAGGAACUCCGAAAGUUUUAGAUGAGAAAGCGGCUGCUAUAAAAAAAGUUUAUUUUUACGAUGGAGCAGUGAGACAAUAUGCUGCUGGACUAGCAGGUGAACUUGGCGCGCUGUCGGCAGGGUCAAAUUUGGGUUGGUCGGCUCCAAUAAUGGUGAAACUAGAUGCUCAUUAUGGGGGUUACAGUUUCCCAAUUACGAGGGCAGAGGGGUACUGGAUGGCUUCAGUGAUAGCUCUCGGAGCCGCCUGCGCAUGCUACCCGAUCGGUUUCAUUAUGGAUGCUGUAGGCCGUAAAAAGACAUUGUUGAGUCUCACCGUGCCAUUCGUAGUAGGUUGGGGUUUUAUUACUUACGCGGGUAGUGUAAAAGUACUGCUUAUUGGCAGGUUUAUCACGGGGCUAGGCGGAGGAGGCUUAAGCGUGACAGGUCCUGUCUAUGCCAAUGAAGUUUCUCAGAAGAAAAUGAGAGGGUCAAUGGGAAGUCUCUUUCAAUUGAUGCUAAGUAUUGGAAUUCUUUUAUCGGUCGCUGUACGCGGACAUGUCAAUAUCUUCCUUUUUAACUGUUUGUGCGCCUGUAUACCGUUAAUUUUUUGUAGCAUUUUUAUCUUUAUGCCAGAAAGCCCCAAGUACCUGGUAAUGAAGGGGAGAUAUGCAGAUGCAAGAGCAGCUUUAGUUAAACUUCGGGGUUCGAAGCAUGAUGUUGAUAGGGAACUGCACGAAAUUAUAGAAAAAGAAUAUACUUUGAGGAAAAAAAAGGCGAAACAUCCAAGUUACUUCAGCCGUUUAAAGCACAGGCCAGCUCGUAGGACUAUGCUCAUAUGCUUUACUUUGAUGCUGUUCCAGCAGCUGGCAGGUUUCGGCAUCGUGGUUAUGAGUGCGCCGCGGGUCUUUGCAUUAGCAGGCGUUCCACUGCCUUGGACAAUUACGACGCUUAUUCUUGUCAGUAAUCAUUUGGUGGCGACAGUUUUCGCAACUCUGCUCAUUGAUAGAGUUGGCAGACGUUUUCUUUUGCUUCUGUCUGCAAUGUUGAUGUGUAUUUGUGGCACUACUAUAGGGACAGUAUUUUGGCUGCAGGAAAUCUUAGACAUACAAAAUACAGUUUUUAAGUAUAUCACAAGUGUUCCUAUUGUUUGUAUUUUCGUGUUUGUUUAUGCAUAUGCUUUAGGUUUUGGUUCAAUCCCAUGGUUAAUGGCCAGUGAGCUCUGUCGGAUGGAUAUCAAAGCCUUUGUGACCGCUACGGCUGCAACCAUAAGUUGGUUCCUUGUAUUCGUUUCAAAUAGCACAGUACACAGGCUGCUUCGCAUUGUAGCUAUAUAUAAAAUGUUUUGGAUAUACGCCAGUUUUACGUUUACUGCAUUCUUUUUUGUAUAUUUCGUUGUCCCUGAAACUAAAGACUUGAGCAUAGCUGACAUUCAGCAUCUUUUACGCCUUCCAAUUGGACACACGCAGACUCGGAAAGGACCAGCAUGGUCUGUAACGCUACGUGAGAAACGCUAAGCAGAGAGCGUCACGUCUUAAGGUCUCACACAGUAACGGCACGGUUUCAAUCUAUCCCAGUUAUUAAGAUUUUUGAGCAUAAAAUCUUAUGUCGUAUUAUAUACCUACAAAAAAGACUGACAACGCUCCGCCGGCCGUUGGCUUUUUCAAAGUAGAUAAUUUAAAACGCUGUGCCGAGACUGUGUGCCUUUGAACAAUUUUUUUUUUCAGUCCGUUUCAUUGGUUGGGGGUUCGUGUACAAGUAGGUAUUAGAUCUCUUUCACACAAGUACCUACUCCUACCUAUGUACCUAUCAACUGAUAAGAAUAAUGUUAGGGUGCGUCCACAUCUGGCGAGUGCGCAGCUCGCGAGACGCUCGUGAGCUGAUGCGCAGAUGUGGUGUGUAAAGCGUAGAUGUGGACGCACCCUUAGGUACGUCCGUACAAUCCAAGACAAAUUGUAUGGUGUCAUGGCCACAAUAUAUUUAAAAAAAAAAUAUAGAUGCACUAUAUUUAGGUGACCCCUUGGUUGAUUUAUACAGUUGACGGGUUGUAUUUGUAACUAGCUAUGCCUACGUGAAUAAGUUUUGUACUGUAUUGAAAAAGCUCCAUCAUUUUUUUUUUGUGGGCAACAAGGUCUUUUCUUUACAUUUUGAACUCUAUCAAUUAGUUGUAAAGGCGAAAAUCCAAUAAUAAAAAUUGACACUUUGGAGUAGUUGGAUGUGCUGGCCACUGUACUAUCUAGUUUCAUAAACCUGAAACUUUAUUUAUCAUGUUUAAAGAAAAAUUGUAGGUGACAAGUGUGUAAUCAAAAAAUUGUUAUUAUUGUAACUGAGUCAGAUAGGUAUUGCGACAUUGUUUUUUAUAAUUUUUAAUUUAUUAAA
Molecule: messenger RNA, 2581 nt
Organism: Spodoptera litura
Lineage: Eukaryota; Metazoa; Arthropoda; Insecta; Lepidoptera; Noctuidae
Product: facilitated trehalose transporter Tret1-like
Biological process (GO): transmembrane transport
Cellular component (GO): membrane
Molecular function (GO): transmembrane transporter activity
Source: RefSeq, a predicted model, not a curated record